Lithohypha guttulata is the source of this 828-nucleotide messenger RNA. It is a transcript of the gene RSM25, whose product is annotated as mitochondrial ribosomal small subunit component. The transcript has a single exon. Lineage: Eukaryota; Fungi; Ascomycota; Eurotiomycetes; Chaetothyriales; Trichomeriaceae. Gene Ontology annotation, cellular component: mitochondrial small ribosomal subunit. Gene Ontology annotation, molecular function: structural constituent of ribosome. Bases 1 to 828 code for a protein of 275 amino acids. The record is from RefSeq and is a predicted model, not a curated record.
AUGGGCAAGAUCAACCUUACAGCGCUUCAAGUACGAAAGCGUGCUCUCGCUGAACUUCAGUCCCAGCGACUCAAGGUAGCACCUGUCUGGCUCGAUGUGAUGAAUGAGGUACCUCCAGCACAAAUUUUGACCAGAAAUCAACCACAACAACACUCGGAAGUUCAAGUAAGGACAAAAUCUCUACCUAAUGGGAGAACGGAGCAAGUUGCGAUACCUGCGCCGAAGAGGAAAACAAAAUCCGGAAAGUCAUCGCGCCUGUUCGCACCCGUCAAGAUAAGAUAUGAAGAAGACAAGCUACGGAAGCAGUUUUUUCAAGAUCACCCUUGGGAGCUUGCUCGACCACGAAUUGUGGUAGAAACCACUGGCAACCAACACAAGGACUCGGACUAUGGGAAGGGCUUAGAACAACCUCUACUACCUCUGUCCGGCGAGUCCGUGGUACAGCGGCAGUUACAUCUGCUACAUACCGUACCCGACAUUACCACUGAGCAAGCCUACGAUAUCGCCCGACGGGAAUUCUACUCCCUGAGGAGGCAAGAAGCUACCAGAUUGCGCAUUGCAAAAGAAGAAAUGCUGCACAUGGGGGCCACGCCCGAGAAAGGUGUGUUACAAUGGAGCAUGCAGAUUGAGAACAAGCACUACAACGACUGGGAGGCGUGGGCGAGGGGACAGGUCAGUGAACAGAUUCAAAGGAGUGCUGCUUUUAGUGGUGAAUUAGCUCCUGCUCCUGAACAACAAAUACUUGGUGCGGGCAAUCCAGGAUCGACCAGAGGUCCGUUCGGCACCCAGCAGCAGCUUUCAGCACGGGUCAACCGAGGCGAAAUAUAG